Messenger RNA from Symsagittifera roscoffensis, 672 nucleotides. RefSeq lists its product as uncharacterized. The coding region runs from base 79 to 672 and encodes 197 amino acids. NCBI's taxonomy places the organism in Eukaryota, Metazoa, Xenacoelomorpha, Acoela, Convolutidae. The transcript is spliced from 6 exons. The record is from RefSeq and is a predicted model, not a curated record.
UAAGAGUUUCAGAAUCUCCAAGAUCUUAUGCAUUUCUUUAUAGAAUUUUAUUUUUAAUAUUCAGUUCCGGGUUUUAAAAUGCAAUCACAGAAAAAUGUCCGCAAUACUCAUUUCCAACUGGGCGAUGACAUCUCCGACCCCUCCAAGAUCAAGGACCCCCUCACUCUGUUGGAGCAGCUGAAUGAGAAGUACAAGAGACAGAAGGCCAUGUACAGGGAGACCAGGGACUACUACUUCCGACUCAACCUAUUCGUAUUCUACCUCCCUCUACUCAUUGUACAAGGCAUGACUUCGGUGUUGACUCACAGUGCAAUGACUACAGGAAAGGAUGAUGACAACUCGAUGAAGUUACUCGUGGCUGUGUUGAAUGGGGUACUCUCUGUAUGGACGGCCGCACAGAUGAAGCUAGGAUGGAACCAGAAGUAUCAGUCGGCCAACUCGACUCUGAUCAAGUACAGAGACAUGAGUGGAAGAGUGGCCAUGUUGUGUCUCAUUCUCGACUGCCAGAAGACCAAAUCAGCCGUUGGCGUUGUGGAGUUCAUCAACAACUGUUACGAGAACGAGAAAAACAUCAUGCAGAGUGAGAUUGCCAUUCCCACCUUCAUCGCCCGCAAGUACAGGAAGGCAGCCAUCUCCAAGGUGAUGAAGCUGAGACAACUGGUGAUCUUAUGA